UGUGAGCUCCUACAGCACAGUCGAGGAAGAACGUUCCAGUGGAUUUGACAUUUGUAAGCGUGACUGAAGACAAACUGUAUAUAUUAGUACUGCAGCCAAAGACGUCGGAUGCACAAUGUCCCUGCAGUCUCCACCGGACCCUGAACGGCCAGGAAAUGCAGUCAUGGGUCCCGUAGGAAUUGAUUACAUCCCCACAGAGGAGGAGAGGAGAGUGUUCAGGGAGUGUAAUCAGGAAAGCUUCUGGUACAGAUCUCUCCCUAUAUCUGCCAUCAGCAUGGCCUUGACUCAGUUCCUUAUCUCUAGAGGUGCUCUUACGGCCUCCGGAAGAUUUGGAUCUUUGCCCAAAGUAGCUUUUGCUGGUGUUUUUGGCUACCUCGGAGGGAAGUUGUCAUACAUGAAGACAUGCCAGGAGAAAUUUAAGAGCUUGGAGAACUCGCCACUGGGGGAGGCACUGAGACAGAGACAGCGCAACCUACCACCAGUGUUUACCCGUAAGCACCCAGAAAUAAGUGAUCCAAACAAAGCUGAUUUUGAGCCAGCCUUUCAACUUGAUGAACAGAGGAAUCAGUCAUUCUCCUAUUCUAGUGAUUUCACUUACAGUGACCCCAUGUCCUCAGCACCUCACACUGACACCCAAAUUAUGGAGCCAACUUACAUUGAGGAGGAUGUACAGAAGAAACAGGUUCUGUAUGAGGAGCUGCGGAGUAAGAACAGGGAAAACUAUGACGUUAUGACAACUCAGAAACCAGAGACACAGUUGAAGCCUUCAACUGAGACCAUCCCAGCCAAGAGAGAAAAGAAGAAUAAAUAUGGAGACACAUGGGAGGAAUGAGAGCUGCUUCAACACUGUUUUACUGUCUAGAAUCACUGUCUGUAAAUGAUGUCUUUUACAAUACAGAUGUCUAAAUGUGUCUUAAGAGAUGUCUGUCAUUGACUUUCCACCUAUUUAAGGUAAAGGUAAAGACAAUUUUUAUUUUGAAAAACUGUGUGCAGCUUAAUGCAUUAUCUAAUAGUAGCAGCAAGAGUUUAAUAUUUUAAGGAUGCAGUUAGGUUUGACAACCCCAGAAGACAAUUUUAAUAGUGAUUUCCCAUUCAAAAAUUGGUCCAAUUCCAUUAGCAUUGUGGAUGAGUUGUUAUGGUAUUUGAGAGUUUUUAGCACACCAUGAAUUUGACUCAAUUGAAAAUUAACUCCAGAACUUUUUUUUCAUUCAUUUCAUCAUCACAACUGCAGAAAUCAUUUAAGUCAGCAGCACAUUUUGUUCAAGAAUGCAUUACAUCAUUGUUUAUACUUAAGAUUCAUAACCCACCCAAUGACAGGGUUUCUGCAGGUCCUUAAAAAGUCUUUAAAAGUCUAUAAAAGUCUUACAUUUAGUUAUAUCAAAUUUAAGCCCAUAAACAGUCUUAAAUGGUAUAAGAAAGUCUUAAUCAUAAUUUCAAGAGGUCUUAAAUUUGGGGAUGGAAAGGCAAAAAUUACGAUAUAGCUUAAUGUGACGAUUAAAGUUUAAAAAGCUAUGAUUUAAUUGAAUAAAUAUGAGUGCUGCACCAUUUAAAGUCAGCUGCUGUGCUGCUUUGUGUACUGCAUAUUUCACAAACAGCUAUAUUUCUGCCGUUCCAAAAGUGCCACCUGCUGGCAGAGAAUAAAUUUGCAAUUUUAAUCAGGCCAUCUGCUGUUUUUAUUCAGACCAAAGCAAAAAUUAACCCAUAUUUUUUACUGCAAACAUGUAAAUGUAAACUGGUGGACCAAUAAGAUAAUAAUGCAUUAUAAAUAUCUUAACAAUUAAGACAGUAAAAUAUAUUUGUCAUUUAAUUAAAAUGAUUGAUAUUAAUUGUUUAAAUUCAUUUAAUAAUCGAUACUUUUGACUCAUCCAUUUUCUUAAAAAUGGUUUAAAGGCUCCAUUAUUUAAAAUUUGUAAUGUCAAGUUUUUUCGCUAUUUUUAAUAAUUCAAAAAAACUAUUUUUUUUUUUUGUUUUUUUUACUCAUCCUAGAUGGUUUAUCUGAUUUUCACCAAAAUUGGCUCAGACCAUCUUCAAACCAUGCUAGCAAAAACUUUUUUGUUGAUUAGUCAAAUCGUUCUCGAAUAAUGUACAAAUGAGUUUGAUGAAGACCAUGCAAAAAUAGAUGUGAGGCUAUAUCUCCGCAACAGUUUAGUGUAUUGAGACCAAACUUGGUGAUGGUUAUAUCAACCAUGACCUGAGGCUACCUGCACAUUUUCGGCACAGCGCCACGUAGCGGUCAAGUGAUAAGAAAAAAUUGCUAUUUUUGCUUAUAACUUCUAAAUGGUUUGACCAGAAACCACAAAACUGGUCUCUUUAGAUAGAUGCCAAGUCGAACCAUAGCCGAUUUUUCCACGUCAGCCAUUUUGAAUUUUGUUGUAAAAUGUUAUAUUUACGCUUUGUUAUUUUUCCGUUACAAAACUAGGUAUGUGUCUUUAGCACCAUGCCCUGACAGUACUCAGAAAGUUUGGGGGCAGUGUCUCCUUGUGGCCAAAAGUUAUAAUGCUAAUAACAUUUGAAAAUAUUGGGCUAUUGUAAUGAAACUGGUCUCAGUAUAUUCUUUGGGUCAUGUCGAGAACAUAGAUACCAUUUUUGCCAUAAUUUGAUCUUAAAAAUCCUGCGGACACCCUGUAUGAGCAAUGAUUUGCUUUGCUAAGACAGACUAAACCACAGUA
Molecule: messenger RNA, 2669 nt
Organism: Labeo rohita (rohu)
Lineage: Eukaryota; Metazoa; Chordata; Actinopteri; Cypriniformes; Cyprinidae
Product: OCIA domain-containing protein 1
Exons: 8
Coding region: 116-832 (238 amino acids)
Cellular component (GO): endosome
Source: RefSeq, a predicted model, not a curated record